UUUUAAAAGGUAAGCUGCUUUUGAACAUGCUGUGAGUAUACAACAUGUCGGAAGAGGAGGAGGAUGAAGCAAAACAGGAAGAAGAACAAGUACCAAAAUUCAGAAUUCGCCAUUUGCUAAUGCCAGUAAUUAUAAUACUAAUGACCUUCGGGAAUGUUGUCGUGAGUACUGCCGAAACACAAUUUGCUUAUUAUGCAGUUCAAAAAGAAAAUAAUAUCAGCAGUGUCUUGUCAGCGUCGCGUCAGUCAUUAUGUGAGGCAAAUAAGUCGUCACCCUUGUUCAAACAGCAACAGAAAAUACAAUCCAUAACGGCAAACUGGAAUGCUUACUGUCAUCUAGCGCAAAGUGUUCCGGUUCUUUUAAUGUCUUUAAUGGUUGGAUCAUGGAGUGAUGUGAUCGGACGCAGAGCGGCAUUAUUUAUUCCUACUUUCGGUUUAAUGUUCAAAUCUGCCUUUUUUGCAAUAGGUAUAAAACUGGAGUGGAACAUUUAUACAUUCGUGAUCGCUUUUUUCGUUGAUGGUUUGUGUGGAAUGUGGAUAAGCCUUUUAGCAUCAGCGUAUUCUUUUACUGCAGAUAUGACAAACUAUGGGAAAAGUAGACUGUUUGGUAUAGUUUUUGUAGAAAUAACUCUUGGAGUUGGUGUUGCAUUAGGAAUAUUCACAUCCGGGUAUAUUAUUAAGUUUUUUGGAUUUCUAUACGGAUCGGUACUAAUGGUUGGAGUGGGAGUUUUGCUCUGUUUUCUCAUCAUUUUACUACCAGAGAGUGUAAGAUUAACAAAUAAAAUAACAACUAUGACACAAUUAGAAUAUCUGAAAAAUGCAGUUUCAUUCUAUAUCAAAAAGACUCCUCUGAGAAAUAAAUACAUACUCCUUGCAGUUGUAUUUUCGCUCCAAGCGCUGCCUAAUAUUGGAAGGAUCAAUGUUUACUCACUUUAUGUAAUGAACUCUCCCUUCUGUUGGAAUUCUGUUCUUAUUGGAUUGUUUGGAGGAGGUAGAAGUGUUGCACAAAUGAUUGUUGGUGUAGCAUUGACACGGCCUCUCUACAAAUGUAUGUCAAAAGACGCCAUGGUUGUUGUGGGUUCUCUUUCUGCGAUUGGCUGUUAUGUCCUGACAGCACUAGCUAUAAACGAUAAGAUGCUAUUUAUGACUCCCGUGGUAGGUCUUUUCCUGAACUUUCCAGUUAUUGUAAUACGAUCUGAGAUGUCGCAAAUAACACCAAGAGAAAGACAAGGUGCACUUUAUGGAAGUAUAGCCGCAAUCGACUCUGGGUGCUCUUUGGUUGGUUCUGUGCUUUCAAACCUCUUAUAUGGUGGAACUGUUUCGGUUUAUAGAGGAAUCGCUUGGCUAGCCUUUGGAGGUUGCCAUGUAGUUGGCUUAUUAUUCUUUGGAUUGUAUAUGCUGACAAACGAAGAAAAGAAAAAUGAAGAAAAUGAAGAUACAAAUUAUAAACGUUUUAAGUUUGUAAGAUUUAAAUAAUUAUUUGUCAGAAAAUGACACAACAAAUAACACGUCCUAUUGCAAGUUUUGACAAUGUUAAUUGGUGUUGUAAUCUGUGUUACUCAAACAUCUCAGUUGAAGCGAUAUUGUAAAGAUUUAAACAAGAUAGAGGUACAUGAAGCUCUAAUUAAGGCAAUACUAAUUUACUGAUGUGCAAAUCUCUUUAAUCGGUUUAAAAGAGGCAUAUCAAUGUAACAGACGAACACUUAGGGAAUCGCAUCAACCCCAAAAGCUCUUUAAUUUGUUUUAUUUCCGAUUGUGACAUUUUGACUGAAUCUUGAUUCGCAUGGUGGCGAGUGACUCCUAUACUGUCGAACCAUUUGACCUCGUAGAGGUUCAUGCGAUUCCCUCGGAUUUCGUUUUUUAUCGUAAUUUAUGCGAUUUGAAAAUCGGUAUACUACUGUUGCCUCUAAUCAAGCAUAUUCAUAACCGAAUUUAACAAUUUAAUUAAGAGUAUUCUGCCAAAUAGUUACCUCGUAAAAAACUUUAGAUAAGAAUGUUAAGUGAAUGAAGACAUUUUCGCCUUAAAUAUAGAAAACUCUAAAACCUAUACAAUAUUUUAAUUUAUAUUAUAACAGUACUAUUGUACCUAAAUAACUGGCCUGGCAAAAACAGUUUACCCUAACCUUAUAUAAAUUGAUUUAAAAUAAACAAAUCAAAAUUUAAAAACAAAUUAAUUUUAGAGGAAAUCGCAAGAUUGGUUACGUCGACACGCAGUAAAAAUAUUAUAAUUGCAUGAGUUGGGAAUAGUAUGACCAUCGGUAAAUUUACAGAUUUGACGACCCGUCAUGUAUCUAAAGAUCUAACACCACAUUGACGGUUGUGAUUUCAGACACAUGGUAUUCGCUAACUAGUCCUCCUGGUGGUAGUUUAAAAGUCAGGUAAUGUCGAUUUCGGUCUUUCGUUCUCACAACCCAAAUGUUUUAAGUGCCAAGAGUACACUCCUAUUAAUGAAGUGCGUAAAUCGCGAACCUGAAUUCGCAAAACCAAAAUCAAUUUCGAAACGAAACGAAAACGCCAGAUUAUGAGGUAGGUGGUAUGUUACUGCCUAGAAACGGAAAGAUGCCAUUGAGAAAGCUGAAAUUGU
Molecule: messenger RNA, 2583 nt
Organism: Mytilus californianus (California mussel)
Lineage: Eukaryota; Metazoa; Mollusca; Bivalvia; Mytilida; Mytilidae
Product: solute carrier family 46 member 3-like
Exons: 5
Coding region: 45-1475 (476 amino acids)
Biological process (GO): transmembrane transport
Cellular component (GO): membrane
Molecular function (GO): transmembrane transporter activity
Source: RefSeq, a predicted model, not a curated record